This is a messenger RNA of Pelmatolapia mariae (spotted tilapia), 1734 nucleotides long. RefSeq names its product ring finger protein 114 (gene rnf114). Bases 84 to 767 code for a protein of 227 amino acids. The record is from RefSeq and is a predicted model, not a curated record. The transcript is spliced from 6 exons. Gene Ontology annotation, molecular function: metal ion binding; ubiquitin protein ligase activity. Gene Ontology annotation, biological process: ubiquitin-dependent protein catabolic process; protein polyubiquitination. NCBI's taxonomy places the organism in Eukaryota, Metazoa, Chordata, Actinopteri, Cichliformes, Cichlidae.
GCUUAAAAAAGAACAAGAACCCGAUGACGUCGUCACGGGGACGGUUGGUGCUGGUGGUGGAACCGACUCAGUGAAGAAAAGAAAUGGCGAUGCUCGGAGGCUUUAGCGCUGCACCUCACAAGAAGAACGCCUCGGACGGGAGCAACGACGUGUCCGAAUUCGUCUGUCCAGUUUGCCUCGAAAUAUUCGACAGUCCCGUGACAACACAGUGUGGACAUACGUUUUGCCACAGUUGUUUGCAGGAAUGUCUGCGUCCACAGAAGCCUGUUUGUGCUGUAUGUCGAGGUGCUCCGGGCCACUGGACUAAAGCUGCUCAACUCGAGGCACUCAUUCAAUCAUCUGUGGCAGCCUGUAAGGGUUGUGGCACACAGGUUGGGCUUUCUAAGAUGAGAAGCCACACAGCUGCCUGUUCAAAAUACCAGGAGUACAUUGAGGAGGGAGUCAGGACAACUGCCCAGAGUCAGCCUGCCAUCGUCAGUUCAGUGCCAAAUCGCUACACCUUCACCUGCCCCUACUGCAACUGCCAGAACCUCGACCAGGACGGCCUGGUUGAACAUUGCACAACCCAACAUGCUCGAGAUGCACGCCAAGUGGUGUGCCCCAUCUGUGCCUCGAUGCCUUGGGGGGAUCCUAACUACAGGAGUGCUGACUUUUUCCAGCACCUGAAGAUCAGACACACUUUCUCCUAUGAUACAUUUGUUGAUUAUUCCACAGAUGAGCACACAAUGAUUCAGGAGGCUUUACAGCGCUCCCUUAUGGACCACUGAAGUGUGAAAACAAUCCACCGGUGGAGGGAAUCCAGUGAAAUGAAGGGAUGAUGGUCUUGAAAAGACAAAAACACACAGUGUCAUCAUUCAUCUAGAAUGGGGAUGGUGGUACUGACUUAUGGGUAAUUAUUUUUCAUAGGGAACUGGUAUCGUAACUAUGAAUAUAUAUAGGUUUAUUAUUCUGAAAAUAAAUCACGCAAUAUGGUUAAAAAAAUAAACAAACAUAUUGUACUGUUUGAUUUAGGAGUAAUACUGUGUUUCUGGUGUGAUAAUCACUUAUCUUCCCCUCCUCCCAGCUGAGUCUGUAGACUGGAUAGUUUGUUAGGUAUCUGCUAAACUAUGUUUAAGCUGUUUGUUUAUCAAUGACAAAGUGUCAUCUAGCAACAAAACAUCCAAACGUGAUUUAAAAAUUCUGCAUUGUCAAUACUUGAUGUUAUGAGAGGGUCUAACCACUAGGUGGCUACCUAUUGCCAGCAGACAACAAACUUCACUCCGUGAAGUCUUCAAGUAACAAAAAAAUAUAUUAUACUAAUUCUACUCGCAUGUUUAUGCAAAAGGUUAAAAAGGGUAAAGGGACUUUUAUUUCUUUCUUUUUUUUCUUUUUCUUUUUUUCUUUUUAUUUUUUUGACCACCAUUUUUUCAGCAGAUGGGGGGGAAAAAAACUCUGUCUUUUCAGUGCUGUUUUUGAUUGAAGCGCGUGUGUUUGUGUAUUAGAGUGUGGCUGGGUGUGUUCAUUCUGUUUUGACAGAUCUACUGGUAAGAAUAAACAAUGAGGGUCAAACACAGCCAGAGAUGGCAUUUUUGCUUUUUUGUGAUGUUUCUCCCUUAUGUCUUUGUGCCUGCUGGUAGAUCUUGUUUUCAAACUUCCAGAACUCAUAGGGCUAACACAGUAGUUCAUUCAGUGAAUCUACAGAUGCAAGUAUUUUAAAAAAAAAAAAAAAAAAAAAAAAAAAAAAUCAGUGUGUUU